Molecule: messenger RNA, 2616 nt
Organism: Lates calcarifer (barramundi perch)
Lineage: Eukaryota; Metazoa; Chordata; Actinopteri; Centropomidae
Gene: exo1
Product: exonuclease 1
Exons: 15
Biological process (GO): mismatch repair; DNA recombination
Cellular component (GO): nucleus
Molecular function (GO): 5'-flap endonuclease activity; DNA binding; 5'-3' DNA exonuclease activity
Source: RefSeq, a predicted model, not a curated record
AAUAGCAGCAGGUCAUACUGAAUCACUUCUUUUGCCGCUAAAACCAAAAUCGCCCAGCUUCUACCUCGUUGAGCUACUUGUAUGUGUGAAUAAAACCAGCAGAUGAUAAGUUGAGUGUUGCUCUGAUCAGCAGCUGAAAAUGGGAAUCUCUGGACUACUACAGUUCAUCAAAGAUGCAGCAGAGCCCAUCAGUGUGAAAAAAUACAGAGGCCAGACAGUGGCUGUGGACACAUACUGCUGGCUGCACAAAGGAGCAUUUUCUUGUGCUGAGAAGCUUGCUAAAGGAGAACCAACUGAUCAGUAUGUGUGGUACUGCAUGAAAUUUGUGGACAUGCUGUUGAACUUUGGUGUCAAACCAGUACUGGUGUUUGAUGGACGCAAUCUGCCCUCCAAACAUGAGGUGGAAAAGGCUCGCAGAGAGCGCAGAGAAUCCAACCUUCAAAAAGGCAGACAGCUGCUACGUGAGGGCAAAUUGUCUGAGGCCAGAGACUGUUUUACCCGCUGUGUUAACAUCACACCAGCCAUGGCUCAUAAUCUUAUUAAGGCUGCGAGGGUCAGAGGGGUAGACUGUAUGGUAGCUCCAUAUGAAGCUGAUGCUCAGUUAGCUUACCUCACAAAAUCUGGUUUGGCCCAGGCUGUCAUCACAGAGGACUCUGACCUGCUGGCAUUCGGCUGCAAAAAGGUGAUCCUCAAAAUGGACAAGCAGGGAAACGGUCUGGAGAUAGACCAGAGUAACCUGGGCCGCUGUCGCAGCCUGGGGAACGUUUUCACAGAGGAGAAGUUUCGGUACAUGUGCAUCCUCUCUGGCUGCGACUACUUGCCUUCCCUGCAUGGUAUUGGCCUGGGCAAGGCCUGUAAGCUGCUUCGGCUAGCCAAAGACCCUGAUAUCCUCAAGGUGAUCAGAAAAAUGGGCCAGUACCUGAAGACAAGUCUAGUCGUCCCCGAACAGUACAUCGAGGGAUUCAUCAGAGCCAAUAACACCUUCCUCUACCAGCUGGUCUUUGAUCCUGUCAGGAGGAAGGUUGUACCCCUCAACCCAUACCCAGAGCACAUUGACCCAACCACCCUCAGCUAUGCUGGACUUAAUGUAGGAGAUGACAAAGGCUUGCAGAUGGCCCUAGGAAACCUUGACAUCAACACAAUGGAGAGGAUAGAUGACUUCAGCCCAGACAAGCCCAUUUCACAGCAGUCUAAACCCCGCAGUCACAGGUGGAAUGACUCACCAGCCCCCACUGGACCUAGUAUCUGGAGUGGAGGAUUCAAGCCAGCCUCUGCUGCCCCACCCAAGCAUGUGGCUUCUCCAGACAGGCCUCCCUCCACCAGGGGGAAGGAGAGAGUUAUCAGCCUAGAAGGUCUGAGGAAACCCUGCAGAGAGCUGCAGGUGAAGAGACCGAGAGAGGACUCCAGUAUAUCAGACCAGGACAUGCUGCAGCAGUAUUCCUCCUCCGGUCAGAAACGAUCCAGGUCAGACCAGCAGCCUGAAAAGCCCACCUUAACCUGUCAGUCCCGGCCACGCAACCGCUUCGCUACCCUGCUGCAGAGGAGGAACCAGGAGGCUGAGGAGGAUGGCCAGGCCACAUGCAGCAGGUGAUACCACAUGGAUUCAACAACAUCUAAUGAUUCCUCAGCUGGAUCUCCUUCCUCCUCCAGCACCCAGAACAGUGACAGUGAUGCUCCCACUUUUCCAUCUGUGGAUACCCCCAGCCCACCUCCAUCACCUAACACCACACCUCCCAGUUCAGCCAGUCAAGGCCUCAGGGUGUUCAGCUGGUCAGGUAGCUCCUCUUCCAUGGAACAAUCAAAAACGCUGAAGUCCACCUCAGGCCUGGCCGCUCUGCAGCAAUUUCAGUACAAGAAAGAGACUUUUUCCUCUUCUCCAAAGACCCACAUACCCUCUGGAGAUGCAUCUUCCUCAUGUCCAUCCUCCACUGAUGGAAACACAGAUGACAAGUACAACCUCCCAGACUCACUUACAUCCCAGGACAGUGAUUACUUCUCCCAGCCCUCCCAGCCCUCCCAGUCUUACCUUACUUCCUUCUAUAAAGAGGAAGUCCCCACUUACCAGGAGGAUGCAGUGUCUGAAAUGAAUUCACACAAAGAUUCAGAGCCAGAACAGAGUCCCACACACUCGACAGAAGUAUACAAGAAACCCAGCACUCUGAGAUCAAAGGUUCCAGGUCUGUCAAAGCCAAAGUCAAGCAGCCAGGGUCAAGCAGCAAAGGUGCAAACACUGGGCCUAGCGAGGGCCAGUGGACUGAGGAAGAAGAGUGCGGGUUCUGGGAAAAAAGUCUCCCCCAAUAAUGAGAACAACGCUGGUACACAGGCCACCAUCAGCAGCCUCUGGAAGAACUUCAGCUUCAAAAAACAUACCCAGAAGAUGUCUCCCUUUAAGGAAGGAAAGCCAAAGCCCAUGUCUCCAGUCAGAGACAACCUGUUGGCCAGCUCACCUCAGACAGACAACUCAAUCACCAGCCUCUGAUAGAUGCUUUGAAGGUUUUACACAGUGCUGAGUGCUCUGUGUGGAAGUGAAGCUUUUAAACAUACUACGUAUGUCAGUGAUUUCUCAUCAACUUGUAUUUCUUUGUGUAUAGUUUAAAUAAAGCAACUAUCUUCUGA